This is a messenger RNA of Dicrocoelium dendriticum, 1354 nucleotides long. NCBI's taxonomy places the organism in Eukaryota, Metazoa, Platyhelminthes, Trematoda, Plagiorchiida, Dicrocoeliidae. The record is from the annotation of a GenBank genome assembly.
GACAUGCAACUCUUGGCUCUGUUAGGCCUCCACCGGUCUGUUACGCCUUACGCAUUGGACACGGAGGCCCUCGGGAUCCUAGACUAGACGCAUACUACAAUUUAACCGUUUUUAGUCUUUAGUGUGCAUUUUAUAUGUCUCCCAGCGUUUGCUUCGCUGAUUCAGGAUUUGUUAUAACUACAUGUCUUUCAGAAGGUGUCACUGCUUCUGUGUACAAGGCCAAUCGUGUCCAAGAUGGACUUCCAGUUGUGCUGAAAGUUUUGGAUGCACCAUGCUCCUCUUCAUCUUCAGAACAUGUGCAUAAUGUUACAGAUACUAAUGGGAAUUCCUUUAUGCCGAGAGAGCUUUUAAUUUUGCAAAAGCUCGAACAUAUAAGCGGCUGUGUCCGCGUUUUGGAUUUUGUUGAAAACUCCGUCAGCCAGAAGUGGACAAUAGUUUUUGAAGAUUUAGAAUCCAACGGGUUUAUUAACCUCGCUAAUGAAGUUUCUAAAGCGGGAUUUCAGAUAUCGGAGUUAACGGUAGCAUGGAUUAUGAGAGAACUGAUCAAAGUGGUUAGCGAGGUUCACUCAGCUGGUAUUUUACAUUGCGACUUGAAGCUGGAUAACGUUUUCGUUGACUUUAAGCAUGAAGCGGUUAAGCUGAUUGAUUUUAACUUAUCAACAUACAUAAGCGAGAGCCAUGCAGAACCUUUAUCAGGUUUCACAGCGGAAUAUGCCCCUCCGGAGGUGCUAAUUCAACGCAAAACCUGGAGUGUAUCCGGUGAAGUCUGGUCACUUGGCUGCAUCGCCUUCGUGCUAUUGUGUCGGAGAUUCCCAUUUAAAAAUCCUCUGAUGGCAGCGUUUUCCAGUCCAGCUUACCCUCCGUGUUCUGCCGAAAGUGGGUCGCAAUGCUUCUCGCUGCGUCCAAGUAGUAAACUGUUUCAUUCUUAUUCGUUCCCCAGUUUUAACUUACCCCAACACAGUAUGAAUGGGUCACCAGACAAACUGACUUUGUCACACAAAGCGAAGGAUUUCUUGGUCUCGUGUUUGUGCCGCGAAGCAGACCAACGCCCAUCACUUACGAAAUUGCUGGAGCACCCUUUUUUGAGAUCGCGGACUGUUUGAUGAUCAUGUAUCCACAGUUUGCAGCAUUUGAUUCUGGAGAUUGCACGUCAUUUUUUGAUGCAUUGUAGGUGAUAUGCUUAGAGAACAUUGUCUCAGUUAACACGCGUGAUGGACAACAUUGUCUCAGUUGAUGACUUUUUCACUACUUUUAUCGCACCACAACCAUCUACUUCUGUAAAUACUAUAAACCUGGUCAGUUAUAAUGCUUUGUUCCUUAUCUUUGCAUUAAUAAAGAUGUAUUCCUUGUUUCC